AUGCUAUCUAUCGUCUUUGUGACCUUCAUAGCUCUGGCUGUUGCCCAACGCACCCCUUGGCCUAAAUACGGCAACUGGACCGAGAACCUCAAUGGAUACCCAUACAUCCUCUCAGGCCCAAUGACCCUAGGAAAGAAAAUAGACUUCGAACUCGAACGAUGCCACUACGUCCUCAGACUCCUCAGUGAGCGCACAAGCGUCCCCAACAGCCAGAUCCCGCUCCCAACCCCAGCCUCCCUCUGUAUGGACAUCCUCGCCAAACGAAAGGCCACCAUCGGUGACCAGGGCUUUCUCGAGCUAUUCUCCAAGGAAAUCGAAUAUGCCAAAAAGUUCUGGUAUGAGGUCAACCUCAACUCCACGCUGAACGAUCCCGCCACCUGGAAAGGAGUCGAGUGUCGCGCCCUCGUGCCACUCCCCAACGUCAACGCGUGGGCUUUUUCGACCUGGUCUGCCUCGCCUCUCGCUGAUGCUGCUAAUAAUCGGGGCAACGCGGAGCACUACUUCAAAAAGUCGAACAGCCAGGGAGGUCCAGGUGUGGCCGCGACUUCAAGUAUUCUAGAGGGUUGGGGCGGCGUGGUCACCAACUUUAGUAUUCCCAACUACAGCAGGAGAACUUGUGCGCAGAGACAGAUGGUCCGGCCUCUGCCUGAGUUUCGGCUCAAGGCGUGCGGUGACAAGAAUCUUGUCGACGGCAAGAAUACCAGAUUCGGGGUGUUGAAUAUUGCAGCUAGGGAUGUCAGUGUGGCUGGGACGAGGUAUCUUGAUAUCUACGCUUCGGUGUGGUAUGGAAGUGGUAUUUCGGAGGAGCAUCUCGAGGCGGAGAGGCAGCAUAUCAUCAUUGAGAUUGUAAACCUGAGUUUGAAGGCUCAGGAGGAUAUUAAGAGCGGCCGGUUUAGGGUUCCCGCACCUCCAGCAUCUUGA
Molecule: messenger RNA, 921 nt
Organism: Colletotrichum phormii
Lineage: Eukaryota; Fungi; Ascomycota; Sordariomycetes; Glomerellales; Glomerellaceae
Exons: 1
Coding region: 1-921 (306 amino acids)
Source: RefSeq, a predicted model, not a curated record